CGCCUCAACGAGAGCUUUCGGGACAUGCAGCUGAAGCUGCUGCACCUACCUCUGAAGGGGGACGUGCUGGAUCACAUCUGGAGGCUCCAGGACCUCCUGCAGAACCACUCGGACUCCUUGUUCCUCAUGACGGGGUCACUGCAGAAGCUGGAAGGGCUUCUCUGGAGCCUGCAGACCCAGGCCAGCCAAACCGACAAGGCAGUGUCCAACCUCUGGGACAGCUUGACCCAGCAGAGCGACGCGGCUCAGCAGGAGAUGUACAAGCUCUCCGUGGAAGGCAACAGCAGCUGGCUGCUGCUGCAGCACCAUGACCAUCUCCUGAGCCACCUGAGCAGCAGGGUGGAGAGCCUGAGUGACCAGGUGACGACUGUGAGCGGGGCCAUGGACACCAUGAACAGGACCUUCUCCUACGAUGUGAACAUCCACCAUACCCGCAUCCAGGACCUGCAGGUGCUGAUCAGCAACGCUACCGCAGAUGCCCGGCAGAUGCGUCUCAUCCACAUAGCCACGGAGGAACAGCUAAAGCAUGAGCUGGCCAUCCUCAACAAUGUGACCGAGGACCUACGACUGGAGGACUGGGAGCACUCCACGGCGCUGAAGAACAUCUCCGUGAUACGGGGUAAGCUGAAAAGCUCUUCGUAA
Messenger RNA from Balearica regulorum gibbericeps (East African grey crowned-crane), 642 nucleotides. The record is from RefSeq and is a predicted model, not a curated record. NCBI's taxonomy places the organism in Eukaryota, Metazoa, Chordata, Aves, Gruiformes, Gruidae.